This is a messenger RNA of Toxotes jaculatrix (banded archerfish), 2937 nucleotides long. RefSeq names its product seizure related 6 homolog b (gene sez6b). NCBI's taxonomy places the organism in Eukaryota, Metazoa, Chordata, Actinopteri, Toxotidae. Bases 48 to 2918 code for a protein of 956 amino acids. The transcript is spliced from 18 exons. Gene Ontology annotation, cellular component: endoplasmic reticulum; neuronal cell body; dendritic shaft. The record is from RefSeq and is a predicted model, not a curated record. Gene Ontology annotation, biological process: synapse maturation; regulation of dendrite development.
GAACGAGUUGAGGCAGUAACGUAGAGUCGCGUCCUUAAACUUGGUGGAUGUGUUUCCACACGCUUCAGCCUGUGGCCACUACAGUCUCCAACGCCUCUGAGGAUGCUCUAUCUAUCACCCCAGGGGGCCCUUCGGAGAACAGGGCCAGCUUGUACUCCACCACCCAGGACACAGAAAGGAGGCUCCCCGUGGUUACCACCGCCCCACCUUUCAAUGUUCCAAACCACCACUCUCUCUACAGAAACCCUCCCCAACACCGGGCGCCACUCGGCCCUCACGGUCAGCCAAACUACUUCGAAGACAGCGGAGGAUCCAGCUCGCACCCCAGCGCUCAGCCCACCUUCUUCACCUCACCCUCCGGGACUCCCCUGGAUAAUACGGAUAAAGGGGUGUCAGAUGAGAAGGCUGAAGGCUCUAACAUGCUAACAGCCCCUGUCACGCACGCACUGGCCGCCACUUCUCACUCCAACACCCCCGUUCCUGCCACCAGAGCAGCUUUAAAAGAUCCAGAGCAUGAUCCCAUCAUCCCCUCUGCUGUUGCUACAAGGGAGACAGAUGCAGUGAGGCCAGAUCAGCCUGGACUGAAGCGGAACGUGAGGCCAGGCAGUGAUGAAGAGGAGACAACCACCACCACCAUCACCACCACCACCAUCAUCACCACCAUGCAGAGUCCAGUUCCCUGCCAGCUGAACCUGACCGGGCCAGAAGGAUACAUAGAGGCUCCACCACAGUCCAGCUCUGCCUUUCACUCCACUGUGGACUGCAGCUACUUCAUCACUGUGUAUAUGGGCUAUGGAGUGGAGGUCCAGGUGAUGAAUGUGAAUCUCUCUGAGGGCGACAAGGUGGUGUUUGAAGAUGUGGGCCGUGGGGAGAACACCAUGCUGGCCAACGAGUCCAUUCUGAUGAGGGGGCUGGUGGUGCGAAGCCACAGCAAUCAGAUCUCCAUCCGCUUCCACAGCCCGAGGUCUCAGGCUGGAUCAGUCCUGCUCAGAUACCAAUUCUUCGUGUUGAGCUGCGUCUUCCCCCAGCGGCCUCUUUAUGGUGAUGUAUCAGUGAGCAGUCUCCAUUCUGGUGGGGAGGCUUUCUUCUCCUGUCUGACUGGCUACCAGCUGCAAGGCCCCAGUGUGCUGACCUGCCGCAAUGCUAGCACCCCCUACUGGAGUGGCAAGGAACCACACUGCCUAGCUGCCUGUGGUGGUUUGAUCAGGAACGUCACAGUUGGUCGGAUCAUCUCUCCUGGUUUUCCCAGCAACUACAGCAACAACCUGACCUGCCACUGGCUGCUCGAGGCUCCCGAGGGCCAAAGACUUCACAUUCACUUUGAGAAGGUGGCACUGGCUGAGGAUGAUGAUCGGCUGCUGAUCAAGAACGGUAACAGCAUAGAUGCAGCUGCCCUGUAUGAUUCGUAUGAGGUGGAGUAUCUGCCUAAUGAAGGUUUACUCAGCUCAUCCAGGCAUCUCUUCAUUGAGCUGACUACAGAUGCUGCAGGCACUUCCACUGGCAUUGCCCUCAGAUACCAAGCCUUUGCAGCAGGCCACUGCUACGAGCCCUUCGUGAAGUACGGUAACAUGACCAGUAGCGACAACACUUGGGCAGUGGGAGCCGUGGUGGAGUUUGCCUGCGACCCUGGCUAUACUCUGGAGCAGGGAUCUGUCACCAUCGAAUGCAUGGAUCCUAUCAAUCCUCAGUGGAAUGAGACCGAGCCUGCCUGCAGAGCUGUGUGUAGUGGCGAGAUCACAGAUUCAGCUGGAGUGGUGCUCUCUCCUAACUGGCCCGAAGCCUACGAUAAAGGCCAGGACUGUAUCUGGGGGAUCCACGUCGAGGAGGACAAGAGGAUCAUGCUGGAUAUUCAAGUGUUGAACAUCGGGAAGAAUGACCUGGUGACCUUUUAUGACGGAGAUGACCUUACAGCCAAAGUGUUGGGUCAGUAUGGAGGAUCAAAGUCCCACUUUAAGCUCUACACCUCCACUGCGGAUGUCACCAUCCAGUUCCAGUCUGACCCUGCCACAAAUGUCUAUGGAUACAACAACGGCUUCAUAAUCCACUUCUUUGAAGUAGCUCGUAAUGACACCUGCCCUGAGCUUCCAGAGAUAUCUAAUGGAUGGAAGAGUACAUCUCAUCCUGAGCUGGUGCAGGGCACCGUGGUGACCUACCAGUGUUACCCGGGGUAUCAGGUGGUGGGCGCUGAGCUGCUCAUGUGCCAAUGGGAUCUUACCUGGAGCGGUGACCUACCAAGCUGUGAAAAAGUGGUGUCUUGCACUGACCCUGGAAAGGUGGAUCACAGCAGACGGGUGCUAUCAGGUCCCCAUUUUACUGUGGGUUCAACCAUCCAGUACAUCUGCGACAAGGGCUUCACUCUGUCUGGAAACAGUCUGCUCACCUGCUUCAACCGAGGAUCCUCAGGCCCCAAGUGGAACCAGAAGCUGCCUAGAUGUCUGCCUGACACCUUUGAGCCCUGCACCCACCCAGGAACCCCCACCUAUGGGAUCCCAAGCUCCAACAAGCUCCACUUUCAGCCAGGAGACACUCUCAACUACUCCUGCCUGACCGGCCACCAGCUGCUGGGUGAACCUAUUCUCCACUGUGUCCCUGGACACCCAUCCCAGUGGAGUGGGCUGCCACCUGUCUGCAAAGCCCAUCCUGCAGGGUAUGAUGAGCGCAGAUUAGAUGUGUCUACAGCAGACAUCAGACUGGAGGGGGCCCAAGUAGCUUUUGCUGUCUUCAUCCCCAUCAUCCUCCUCCUCAUCCUCAUGAUUGGGAGCUACCUCUACUUCUCAAAGGUUCAGAGGAAGCCACUACGACUCUCCCUGGCUUCCAGCUUACCAUAUGAAAACAUCUCUGGAGAAUCGACAUUUGACAGCUCUAUUUAUGAGACAACGAACAAUGAGGAAACAAGAGAGUAUGAGGUUUCGAUCUGAAGACGCCAGUGUGUGUGUU